Messenger RNA from Ananas comosus (pineapple), 797 nucleotides. Its product is annotated as profilin. Gene Ontology annotation, cellular component: cell cortex. The record is from RefSeq and is a predicted model, not a curated record. NCBI's taxonomy places the organism in Eukaryota, Viridiplantae, Streptophyta, Magnoliopsida, Poales, Bromeliaceae. The transcript has 3 exons. Bases 163 to 558 code for a protein of 131 amino acids. Gene Ontology annotation, molecular function: actin monomer binding.
GUUUUGUUCACGCAAACCACUUCCCUUUUUAGGGAGCGAGAUAGCAUUAGUACCCAUAGCGUGCUCCGCGAGAGAGCUCGAUCGAGUUGAGCGUUCGAUCGAAGCGGAGAAAGGAGGAAGAAGAAGAAGAGGAAGAGGAGGAGGAGGAGGAAGAAGAAGACGAUGUCGUGGCAAGCGUACGUCGACGAUCAUCUGAUGUGCGAGAUCGACGGCCAACAUCUCUCCUCCGCCGCCAUUCUCGGCCACGAUAGUACCGUAUGGGCUCAGAGCCCUAAUUUCCCUCAGUUCAAGCCUGAAGAGAUUAGUGCCAUUUUGAAUGACUUUGAAAACCCUGGAUCUCUUGCUCCAACUGGUUUAUACCUUGGCGGUACAAAAUACAUGGUCAUCCAAGGAGAGCCAGGGGUUGUCAUUCGAGGAAAGAAGGGUACUGGAGGUAUUACUGUGAAGAAAACUAAUCUUGCUUUGAUCAUUGGUGUAUAUGACGAACCAAUGACUCCUGGCCAAUGCAACAUGGUUGUCGAGAGGCUCGGAGAUUAUCUCCUCGAGCAGGGCUUUUAAACCUGGUACAUGUUUGUUUGGAUGUUUUCUUUGAAAUGUCCUGUCAUUGCUAUGCACGCAGUGAAUAAUUAGGGUUGGAUUUGUCUGUGAUAUUUGUUGAAAAUGUCUGCUAGUCGGUCGGCAUGCUGGCAUGUUCUCAUGUUUUUACCGCAGACUUGUAUGUAAUGUUUGGCUUUCCCUGGGGUCAUGACAUUUUGUGAUAAACUAUUUAUAAUGAAUUUGUGAUGUCUUGUAGAAAA